Messenger RNA from Trematosphaeria pertusa, 1881 nucleotides. RefSeq names its product DUF1741-domain-containing protein. The transcript has 7 exons. NCBI's taxonomy places the organism in Eukaryota, Fungi, Ascomycota, Dothideomycetes, Pleosporales, Trematosphaeriaceae. Gene Ontology annotation, biological process: regulation of Golgi organization. The record is from RefSeq and is a predicted model, not a curated record. Bases 1 to 1881 code for a protein of 626 amino acids. Gene Ontology annotation, cellular component: cytosol.
AUGGAGCCCUCGCCGCUCACGCAGGUCUCGCGACCUGAAACAUUCCAGCCCAAGAUCAUUCAACUGUACGAAACACUGUUCAAGGAAGACGACGAGGAUGAGGAGCUCUCGGAAGGCUUUUGGGAAGAGUUCUUCUUGCACAGACCUGACCAUACAGGGCUGAAGAGCGUUCUGGGCUCCGUGUCCCCAGACGAGAUGCUACAACUGCAGACGCGCUCGCAGCAGCUAUUCCUUCGCGCAAUCCAGCGCGCCAGACAGGGCACGGCGCCCUCUGACGAGAUCGCCCUCGAGACCUUGACAGUCUUUCUAGAUGCGGCCCUCAGCAAGAAAUACACGAACCCCAGCUCCGACAUCAUCUCCGUCCUCGCUGGCCUUCACGACGCCGAUGCGGUAAUGUCCGACUUCGUAGCGAUGCUCGACGCAGUUAUACGAAAUGGGAGAAGCAUACCGCUGCGACUCAAGGCUGUCCGUACCACCCUCUCCAUAACCGCCGCCGGGUUCCACACCGCACUGCCAUCCUAUCUGACCCACCGGGAUCUGUUCCCUUCGCUCAUGAAGUACAUUCAAGAUUGCGAAGACAGCGCGCAGAUCCUGCCCGCCUUCUACCUUCUCGGCCUGCUCGUCAACUACAACAAAUUCGAGUUCCAGAAUCCGUAUAGGCUACGGCUCGACGACUUCGUGAACGACGCCAUAAUACAGAAAAUGAUAACUGGCUUUGGAGACACUUGUCUAAGGCUGCGGGACGCUUAUGUGGCAGUUCAGGACGACAUACCUGAGGGCUGGACGCUAGGGUCAACGCUGAAUUAUAUCGGACUAGGUGUUCUUGCGCCCGCAUCAAGGCCUUCGACACCCACUCCAGGCCCAGAAGAGACCAAAUCGUUGUUUGCAGCACUACCGGGACCAGAAAUUGGAGAGCUUCUCUCCACCUACGACUUCGCCAAUGCCAAUAAGGUCUUCUGCUUCAACCUAGUGUCUACCCAAGCGCCAAACAAGGGCGAUGCUUCUCCGCUAAGCGUUUUCCUCUCCCUAACCUCCUACCUCUUCCAGCACGCACAUCGCUCGAGCAGGUCUGCUCUGUACGCCUACCUCAGUCUCUUUGUGCUGCAAAUUCUCGUGGAGGACCAGCUUCUCGUAAAGCGCCUAUGCAGCGACGAGGGCAAGCUUUCUGUGCGAUUGUGUCGGCAGCGGCCACCUUACCUACCGCUUGUUAAGGGUGAGCGUGCCCCCGGUUCUGUGAUUAUUGACCUCAUGAUCGAUGGGAUCAACCAUAACCUUCGACGAAGAUUGGAUGUUGAUUUCUACAUCCUAUGCUUAGGUGUCUUGCUGCGCAUGCUGUCGUAUCUAGGCAGGGCAAAGGUUCGCAUGGCGUACCACUGGUCAGAGGUGUGGCGAACGCUGCUCUCCUUUUUCCGUUUCUUGACCACGUAUGUCAACGACAUACGAUCUAUCCGCGGGUGCUCCGAAAUGGUGGACCUCCUAGUCAACCUGCUGGCAUUUGCCCUGUCAAGCGGCGAAAACUUUCUUCCUGACCCAGCCUCAUACGACGACUUGUUCUACAAGCUUGUCGAGACGGGCGACAUCCUUGUCAAAUUCCGAGACGCCUUUGGAUUAUCUAAUUCGCACUCCAUCCAAACCCUGAUCAACGUUUCCUCACACUAUCAUAGCUUGCUUGAGGGCAACGAAAAGGGCAAGAUGCGGAGUAAAAAUCUUAGCCCGCGUGAAGUGAGCAAUGUCAUCAAGCAGGGCUAUGAUACCCUGUCAAUUGAGGCGGGCGAGGGACUUGACCGGUGGGAAAGGUUUCGGGAGGCUGACUUCAAGAUCUUCCUGAAGAAGAUUGCGAGAGCUGCGGUCGAGGACGCAAAGUUCUUGGAAGAGAGAUGA